This is a messenger RNA of Nicotiana attenuata, 1522 nucleotides long. Its product is annotated as F-box/FBD/LRR-repeat protein At1g13570-like. Bases 190 to 1476 code for a protein of 428 amino acids. The record is from RefSeq and is a predicted model, not a curated record. NCBI's taxonomy places the organism in Eukaryota, Viridiplantae, Streptophyta, Magnoliopsida, Solanales, Solanaceae. Gene Ontology annotation, molecular function: protein binding. The transcript is spliced from 4 exons.
GGAGUAUUAUAUAUAGAGAGAGCAUAAGCCAAUAGGACAUGAGCAGAAGGAGAAGCAGAAUUUUGGUGGUUUCCAAGUUCCAACAGAGAGAAAUCGAAACUUGAAAUCUUUCAACGGCGGUGACAUAGAGGCACCGUCUUUCGGAUAGGGACGUCCGAUUUUAAUUUGCCAUUGAUUUAUUGUUUCACGAUGCCUCCUAAGGGCAAAAAGCAUGGUUGUCAAACUGCACCUUUGGACAUACUUUGCAGCCUUCCUGAGAACGUAAUACAUGAUAUUCUUAUGCGUUUGCCUUUAAGAGAAGCUGUGAGGACAAGCAUCUUGUCACAGAAAUGGAGGUAUAAGUGGUGUAGACUUCCAGAAUUGACACUUGAUCUAAAGAUAUUUACGAAGGACUCGGUACCCCCUACAUUUAAGUUUACCAACAUUAUCUACCACCUUUUGACCCAUCAUACUGGACCAAUUACUAAGUUUGCCCUAUCCUUUAAUUCGGAUGUGAUGCCAUGUCCUACCAUUGACAACUUAAUUUAUUUUCUCUCGAGAAGUGAUAUUCAGCAUCUUGAUCUUAAACUUCCGGGCGGGGGUGACCUUUACAAAUUAACUUCUUCAUUUUUCACAUGUUCUCAAUUGAGGCAUCUGACUCUCAAAAACUGUUUAAUGCUUCCUCCACCGGCCUGCAAAGGAUUUGAGCUGUUAAUUAGCUUGGAAUUACGUAGCGUCACAAUUUCACCAAAAUUCCUUCAAAGAUUAAUCUCUUGUAGCCUGUUGCUCGAGCAGUUGGUUUUGAACAAUGUAGGUUUAAGUGGCGUCAUUAAAAUUAAUGCUCCUAUGUUGAGAUCCUUUGACUUCACUGGUGAAAUAAGUUCUAUUAGUUUAAAGUGUACCCCUCUUCUGACAAAAUUGUCUCUUGCGGAUACGGAAGAUUAUGAGGGGCUACGAGAAUGUGAUAUUGCCAAGUUUUUUGAGCCUCUUUCUGCUCUCGAGUAUCUGCAGUUAAAUCAUGAUAGUUUGAGGUUCUUGGCUGCAGGAGCAGGUGAAUUGCCGAAAAGGCUUCCCUUUAAUCUUAAUUGUGUCAAACGUCUUCGCCUAGCUAAUAUUUAUCUAGGUGGAUCGGAUGUGUUCUCGUGUGCUCUUUGCUUGAUAAGAAGCUUCCCAUAUUUACAAUAUUUGAAAAUCGAGGUGGAUGAUGAAGAUGAUGACAUUGCAGCUCUAGAAUAUCUUGAAGUGGAAGCUUUCUCAGAUGUGACAUUUAAUCACCUCACGGAAGUUAAGCUAAUAUAUACUAUAGGCUCAGAGCCUGAGAUGCAACUUAUCAAGGUUCUAUUAGCUAAAUCUCCCAUUCCGGUGAAAAUACUAAUUGAGCCAUGUCUAGAAGCUAAUGAUGAUGCUCACAAAACAGUCAAUAUUUCCACAAAACUAAACUCAUUUCGGCGUGCAUCACCUGAUGUAGAAGUUGAUUAUAAUUGUUAUUAUGACUAGUCUGUUUCGUUAAGAAUUUGCUACUACAAUGGUAAGGGAUUUUACA